CAGAAUAAUGAUUUUCUCAGGAACACAGUGCAUCGCCACGAGCCGCCGGUCACUGCCCAGCCUAUCCAGAUCUUGGUGGAGAACGAUGAGGUGGUGGUUGUGGACAAACCCUCCUCUUUGCCAGUACAUCCCUGCGGCAGGGUUCGUCACAACACGGUCAUCUUCAUCCUAGGCAAAGAGCAUGAUCUGAAGGAGUUGCAUACCAUUCACCGACUCGAUCGCAUGACCUCAGGAGUACUUAUGUUUGCCAAGACCGCAGAGGUAUCCAAGAGGAUCGAUGAGCAGGUUCGGGAGAGACAGCUGGAAAAGGAGUACGUCUGUCGUGUGGUGGGGGAGUUCCCAGAGCACGAAGUCGUCUGUGAAGAGCCCAUACUGGUGGUUUCUUACAAAGUGGGAGUGUGCCGCGUGGACCCCAAAGGGAAAUUCUGCAAAACCAUCUUCCAGAGACUCAGCUACAACGGCCAGACCAGCGUAGUCAAGUGUCUUCCACGCACCGGCCGCACGCACCAGAUCCGGGUCCACUUGCAGUAUUUGGGGCAUCCUAUUGUCAAUGACCCCAUCUAUAACAUGGAAGCCUGGGGCCCCGACAGGGGCAGAGGAGGCAAGAUCGGUAAAACGGAUGAAGAACUCCUUAAGGCGCUGGUAGAGGAGCAUCGCUCCAAACAGAGCCUGGAUAUCUUGGGUAUUUCGGAGGAGGACUUGAACUCCAAUGCUGAAAAUAAAGACUGCGGUAAUCCAAGUGACUGCACAAAGUCUGCGCGGGCUGAUUCUAUAAACGAGAACUCCAGCCCUGCUGAGGACGGAGAAGGGAGUUCAGAAGAGAAGGACCCUUUGUGCGUCGAGUGUAGAAUGAGAAGGCGGGACCCGUCUCCCAAGGAGCUGGUGAUGUACCUGCAUGCCUUGCGCUAUAAGGGAGCGGAGUUUGAGUAUUGCUCCAAGAUGCCCGAGUGGGCGAUGGAAGACUGGGAGGAAUGA
Molecule: messenger RNA, 975 nt
Organism: Balearica regulorum gibbericeps (East African grey crowned-crane)
Lineage: Eukaryota; Metazoa; Chordata; Aves; Gruiformes; Gruidae
Source: RefSeq, a predicted model, not a curated record